CGGCCGCGAGAGCUCGAGCGCCCAAGCGCCGGAUCCAGCCGGGCUAGCGAGAGCAAGACCAAGCUCCGGGGAGUCCGGGAGAAGGCGAGCGGCGGCCGAGAGCUAGCCGAGCGCACCCCUGUGCGACCCAGCGACACCGUGCCGGGCGGCGUCCAGGCGGCAUGGAGAAGGACGGCCUGAGCCGUGCGGACCAGCAGUAUGAGUGCGUGGCGGAAAUCGGGGAGGGCGCCUAUGGGAAGGUGUUCAAGGCCCGCGACCUGAAGAACGGAGGCCGUUUCGUAGCGCUGAAGCGCGUGCGGGUGCAAACCGGCGAGGAGGGCAUGCCGCUCUCCACCAUCCGCGAGGUGGCGGUGCUGAGGCACCUGGAGACCUUCGAGCACCCCAACGUGGUCAGGCUGUUUGAUGUGUGCACAGUAUCACGAACAGACAGAGAAACCAAACUAACGUUAGUGUUUGAACAUGUUGAUCAAGACUUGACCACUUACUUGGAUAAAGUUCCAGAGCCUGGAGUCCCCACUGAAACCAUAAAGGAUAUGAUGUUUCAGCUUCUCCGAGGUCUGGACUUUCUUCAUUCUCACCGAGUAGUGCAUCGUGAUCUGAAACCACAGAACAUUCUGGUGACCAGCAGUGGACAGAUAAAACUGGCUGAUUUUGGCCUUGCCCGCAUCUACAGUUUUCAGAUGGCUCUUACUUCAGUGGUUGUCACGCUGUGGUACAGAGCUCCAGAAGUUUUGCUUCAGUCCAGCUACGCCACCCCCGUGGAUCUCUGGAGUGUUGGUUGCAUAUUUGCAGAAAUGUUUCGUAGAAAGCCUCUUUUCCGUGGAAGUUCCGAUGUCGAUCAACUAGGAAAAAUCUUGGAUGUAAUUGGACUUCCUGGAGAAGAGGACUGGCCUAGAGAUGUUGCCCUCCCCAGGCAGGCUUUUCAUUCAAAAUGUGCUCAGCCGAUUGAGAAGUUUGUUACAGAUAUUGACGAACUUGGCAAAGACCUACUUCUGAAGUGCUUGACAUUUAAUCCAGCCAAAAGAAUAUCUGCCUACAGUGCCCUGUCUCACCCAUACUUCCAGGACCUGGAGAGGUGCAAGGAGAACCUGGAUUCCCACCUGCCGCCUGGCCAGAACACCUCAGAGCUGAAUACAGCCUGAGGUCUCAGCAGCUGCCUUGAGCUGAUCAUCCAGAGAACACCCUUGGUGGCUGCGGGGUCCUCUGAGCAAGCCCUGCAGAGCUGUUGAGGGUCGCUGAACAGAGGCCCCAGCUGCUAUCUUCUGGAUGGGCUCUGCUUCUCAAAGGAAACCGCCCUAGUUUACUGUUUUGAAAUCAAUGCAAGAGUGAUUGCAGCUUUAUGUUCAUUUGUUUGUUUGUUUGUCUGUGUGUUUCAAGAACCUGGAAAAUUUCCAGAAAAUGAGAAGCUGCUGACCAAUUGUGCUGCCAUUUCAUUUUUCUAACCUUGAAUGCUGCCAGUGUGAAGUGGAUAAUCCAGGCACAGCUGAGUUAUGAUGUAAUCUCGCUGCAGCUGCCGGCCUGAUUUGGUACUUUUGAGAGACAGAGAGAGAGAGACAGAGACAGAGAGAGAGUGAGAGUGUGUGUGUGUGUGUGUGUGUGUGUGUGUGUGUGUGUGUAGAGACUGAUUCGGUAAUCUCUUAAAGUGUUACUUUUUAUAAGUGACAAAAAUAAUUGAAUUUUAAAGACUCAAGGUGACCAGUGAAUAACAGGUGUUUUGUUCCCUGAAAGUAAUUCACCAGAAUGGUCCUCUCAAAUUAGAAAGUUGAGCCUAUGUCCUCAGCAUUUCUUUUCUGGCCAAAAGCAGUAAAUUUGCUAGCAGUAAAAGAUGACAUUUUAUACAUGCAGCAAAAUGAAAAAAAAAAAAAAAAAACCUUAGUAUCUUUUAAGAGACCUGUUUUGUAAAGCAUGCGUUCUAGUUACUCUUUGAAAAGCUGAAUUUACUCAUUAUAAGUCUAUUUUAACUUUCUAUAUAAUAUCAUGCUUUAUUGUUUCUUUUAGAAAAUACCCAAUAAGCUUUUUAUUACUUGCUAUAGAUGUAGAGAGUAUACCUCAAUUAGGUUAAAAAAAUAGAGAGACGUCUUUAUUUCCUCGUUUGAGAUUUAUUUCCUUUUUGGUUUUUUGUUAUUUUGUUUUUAGUUUUAGGGACUUGUCAGAAACUGUCUUCUGCUUUGGUUUGGAGAGUAGUUCUUCCAGACUAGAGUCAGAAUUACCAUUUAAAUCGUCCCCACCUAGUACACUGUACUUCUUGCAUGCACUGCCUUGUGUGCGAAGCAGCGCUUAUCUCUCCCGGCACCUCCGAGAUAGAGCGCCACCAUGACAUAACUAAUAACAGAUUGCUUAUGCCAUUCCCAUGCACCACCUGCUUGCCUUCUCUCAGUGAACCUUUCACAAAUACACAGUUUCAGAUUAGGGUUUAUGGCUUCAGUUCUGCAAUCCUAACUGUUCUCCCUCUGACGUGACCUUCCUGCCGGGUGUUCACUGUUAUCUAGACAUUGAGUAGGGUACUCUUUCUGCUCUUUUACCAGCACCUAGGUUCCUAUAAACUUACUCAGUGCUUUACCUUUCUAUGGAAUACACUGUCAGUGUGGUGUCUGAGGAAAUGUCUUUACCUAUUUUUAGAUAUAUUUACUCUCUAAAAUGUCUCUUCUCCUUCCCCCAGGCUGUGCCUGUUUCUAGUGCCUUAUGCCUCUCCCACUCACUGUCGAACCAGCCGGACCUGGGCAUUAGAAACAUCUGUGCUGUUCCUCCUGCUACUUUCUCUAGGGUCCUUUCUGUGCCAUCCCUUCCCCAACUUCUAUGUGGCUUUAGUGCUCCAGCUGGCUCUAGUAAUCCAGAAGACACAGAAGAUAGCUUUUGGAAAGUUCAGCUACCUUCACUUUCUGGCUCCCGUGUUCGGAAUGCGUGCAACCGGUAGACUCUGUUUGGAGUUAGGCUUUUUAAAGAAUGGACAUUGCUUCUUCACGCAGUAGGAAAUGUUUCAGGUGCUGUUUAUAUAUUAUCAAGCCUUCUGAAUUCUUCACAGCUUAAUGAAUACGAGUAUCUUGAAUAAGAGAAAAAAUUCGGAGGUGUUUCUUGAGAGCUUUUUGUAUUGGGAACCAUUCUUCUUUUACCAUAUAUGUUGUUCAAGAUUUCACUUCAGUAGCUUGAGAAACCGAACAUUUUUCCUAAAGCUAGUUUUAAAAGAAGAUGAGGGCCACAAGAAUGUUUUGUGUUUUCUUUGCCAUGACAACAUUGAUUAUGCAUUGUCAUAAUCUGUAAAUGCUUGAGAUAUAAAGAACCCAGAGCAUUGAGGACCAGGUAUAUACAAGGUCCCACCUGGAAAAAUGAGUUCUGCCUUUCCUUUUCUUAGUUCAAGGGUCGAAAUACAAAGACACUUCUGCUGCGACCUCAAAAUUGAAUUUUAAAACUCACUGCACUGAUUUUCAUGAUCUUUGGUUAGUCUCCAUGGCUAGAAUGAAUAUAACUUGAAUUCUUGCUUUUGCAAACGUUUUUUUCUAAGUUUGCUCAAGAAAAAUGCAGCUGUUCUAAACUGGAAUUUUUCAGCAUUCUUUAGAAUUUUAAGCAACUGAAGAGCUCAGCUUUUAUUUCUAGCAUCUGCUUUUGGCUCAAUUUUAAAUAGUGUUCAUAAAAAAAAAUUAAAACACAAAUACUUUGGCAUUAGUUAAUUGGCAAAUUAUUCUCUGGUGACACAGAAUGGAAGGGCAUUUUGACCUCUCUGAACUUUGUGAGUGUUUGUCACCAGCUCUUCCAUCUGAGUGGUUUUUGCACUUGAGUAAAUAUUCUCUCAAUUUACGUCUUUACAUCCAGGUUCACCAAUUCUGAAAUCCAGAUUCCACAUGAGCAGGGCACUCUGCGUCAUACAGUACUAGGUCACCGGGAAAGUCACGGCGUAUUUUUCUAAGCAAAAAUGCAUCAUGACUUUCCUGACCCCAUAGAAGAAGGACCUAGUGAAUAUGUCUUAUGCCUCCAUGAUGUAUGAUUUCAAAAAUCUUUGUCCAAAGCUACUCAGUGAUUAACUAAAAAGACCAUGGUGUCCCAGGGUUGUGCUAAAACAGCUCAGUAAAGCAAGUAAAAAUACGGUGACAGAUUUGAAAUCAUGUUUGAGUUUUAUAUGAGGACUUGUACAAGAAAGUGCCUGAUAGUUUGAUGGUCAAUUCUGGUGGCCCAGGCAAUAUAGGAGCUAUUAUGCAGAGUGGACUUGCAGCAGCCUACCUACAAAAAGAGAAAGCAGAAACUUGUUGAUUUACUUAUCACAAGUUAUCAUGUAGCAAAGAAUAAUAAUGACCUAACCUUCAAAACACAAUUCCUGUGAGCUGGUAAGGACCCAGUGGGUUGGAUCCUCCCACUUGAUCCCUCCUUUGAAGUAGAUGGGAACUCAAGGUGCAAAUAACCUGUUUUAGAAGGAAGCUUGGGGCCAUGUCAGCCCUCUGUAUUGUCACGAUUUUCUCUCAGGGUGUACGCUGGGAUUGGCAGACUCCAUUUAGCCCCAGGCGACUUACUAAAAAUAGUAUAAAAUUAUUCACCUAAGACGAGAAUCUGGGUGUUUUAGUUUUAAGUAAAAACGAAAAUCUCAGAACACACAGGAUGUUAAUAUCUUAAAGAAAACAUGUUCCUUUUAAUAGAAAAGUUUAUACUGGGUCAUCGAGAAAGUCAUGACGCAUCUUUGCAUAGAGAAACAUAGAAAAAUAUGUCAUAAAUUUCCUGAGGGCCUAAUAACUUGACUCCAGAAUGUACUGUCCAUCCUGAUGAGAAAACAAAUAGUACCAAACAUUUUGAACUUUAAAUUAUGUGUUUAAAUUGAGGGGUUUUUUAAGUAACUAUAGCAGCUUCUCUUAAAAGGUGCUUAUGAAAGUCAGCAAUGGCAAUUCUCAGGCCAUUAUGGGAAUUAAAUCAUGAAGGCUUACUAAUAUCAUAACCAGAUUAAAAUUCUUCUGUCCAAAGAAUUGCCUUCCUUUUAAGUGACAGCGUCACUGUCUUUAUCAUAAGCUCAUGAUAGUGUCUCACAAUUUCCAAAAGCAAGCUUUCUGUUGUAUGGCUGAGUCUAGGAAAGAAUAAUGUGAAAAGUCCAUAUGCCCCCAUAGUUAUUUCAUUGUAUUAGUGUAGAACCUACAGCAUAUUUACCUUGAAAAUCUUGAAAUGUUAUUAUAAAUUCUUAGACACUGAAUUCAAAAGAAUGCAUGUGUACACUGACCGAUAAAAGUGUUAGGUGAUUUCUAGAUCUUUGAAAAUCAUUCAUGAAACAGUGGGCAAUCAGUACAGGAAAUUCUGGAGAAAACGAAGGCAUUCAAAGGGUAGAUUGAAAGUUACAUCUACAUAUUCUGAAGGAUUUUUAAAUUAACAGAUAAAUUGAAAGGAUCUGUAUUCAAUCACUUGGCAACUAUGGGCUUGAUGUGUUCAAAAACAAAUUUUAUGUGGGGGAGCUGUCCCAAGCACACGUCACCUUUCAAAGGUUGAGUUGAGUAAACGGAAUUCCGUACUCCUUGCUCAUUUCUUUAGACGCAGCAGCCACGUGACACUGCACUUUCUAUAAAUCUCUAAGGGUGUCCAUGUAAAACCAUUAAACAAAUGUUGAAAAGGCAUAUGUUUCCUGUGCCACCAAGACCUUUGAAAAAUUGUAAACCUUAUCCCAAAUCACUUAUCACGUGCAUUAAAUACAUUUAGGUAUAGAAUUAAAAAGAUAUUUACAUGAUCUUUUUCCACAAUGGACACACUUCCUGAAGCUACCAAAACCUGUCAAGCAAUGUAAGUCCUUGGACAAUGAGUAAAGGUGUUUUCCCAAUGAGGAAAAUGGCAUGUUUCUUAUUGGCUCCCUUUUUAUAUCAGUGCAAUUUUCAACCCAGUUUGAUACUUACCUAUAUCUCAAGCAUUUCUGAUUUGUACUUCAGAAACUAAACCAAAAAUAUUCCUUUGGCCUUCUCUAUCUUCUGACCUUUGCACAGCAGGACUGUAGAAGCAGAAGGGGUCCAGUGGUUAGGAUUUUUUUUUCUCAAAUUGAUUUUUUUAAGGUUUUUCAAAAUGCUCUGUUUCUUAGCAUUCUGGAGUAUUCUGUUUUGAUCAAUGAAUAGGCUUCAACAUAAUUAGGUUUCCUUGCUACUGUGUGUGUGCUCUGGCUUCCAAGAAGAAAACAACUGAAAAUAAAUACAGGCUUUUAAAAAGAACCUAUUUAUUAGUAAAUAGUAAUAUAGCAAUUUGAAGUUAAUAUGGUAGGAAAAGGCAGUGGUAGGUUUUCUUGGGAAAGUCGGUUUUAAAAUACACUGACCUAAGAGAUGGGCUCUAUUUUUAUGCCAGUGUAUUCCACAAGGUGGCGCUUUCAGAGAAAAACUAAAAUCUAAUCACGGCUAGAGCCAUCCUGAAGGCUUCAUUCUAACUUUUAUUUUUCUGCACAUAUUUAACUCUUACCUAGUACUUGUUUUUCAGGAUGAUGAAUAGUCUUCAUAAUGCUCUGUAUCUUAGAUAGUUACUAGUUGGGUAGGUUCUGAACAAUUGUCAGCAAUUAAUUGUGCCUGAGGAGUUAAAUAAGGAAAGAAAGCCUAAGUCUUCAUUUAUUUAAAAAAAAAAAAAAAAAAAUUUUCUUUGAGGUACCUAAUAGCCUCGCUUUUCUGGUGGGAUAGGCUUACUAAAAAGGCAGCUGUCAUUCGUGAACAGGAUAGUUUUGUUAGGGGUAUAAAACUCCUGCAGUCAAAACACUCAGACCCUGUCUGUUUUCGCAUUCCCUACCAUGGUGGCUUUUAGACACUGAUUCGAUUUUAGAAUCUCAAUUUAAAAAUCAGGUAUACAAAAUAAGUAGUGCAUCAGUCAUUUAGUAGGCAAAAUUUGUUCUAAAGAAUUGCUGAAACAGAGCCCUAGGGGGAAAAAAAAAAGACCUGGUAAUUUUUACAUUUGUGUCAUGACGAAUGUAAGUUGAUAAGAUAUUCUAAUGUAAGAAAAUUUUAAAUAUAUGCAAAAUAACUUCAGAGUAUCCAUAUAAGUUUUUAAGUUUGGGGGCAACUUCAUGCUGUACGCAUUAAGUCUGCUCAGAGACUUGUUCAAUCUCCUCCUCCAUGAUUUAAGUUCAUUUUAAAAAGUCACCUUCCUCUCAACAGCGCCACUGAAGUUUAGGAGGAAGACAUGAUUGCAUUUGCAGUGGCCUUAGCACAGUACAACAGAAAGUAGUCUCUUCCUCCUGAGAGGCAGACACUAGGGGGUGCCUGCCCCACUUCCCCCCAGUAGGGCAGGGAGGCGUGUCUCAGUACUUUGCCACACCCACUGGCGGCUGCCGAAGCGCUCUGAGCAAUCACUGGCCUCGCUCCUCUCCCCUGCUCCGCCCCCACUCCCUGUAAUGUAUUGGUAGAUCGCAGUGUAAGUCCCUAAGUGAAAGGCCACAUUCAGACCUGAGUUCGCCAGCAGUGGGCCACUCUGAACAAUGCUCGGGUUAGAAACGUGGCUCUCCACCUGCAAACCUGGCGAGUGCUUGGACUCGUCGCCCCGCCCCUCUGGCUGCAGCCUGGCGGUGGGCUGGUUCGGUGAGGACCGCCCACCGCUCACCUGCCAGCGUCCGGAAUUAUGUCCCAGGCCGAAGUGCCCUGCUGCUGUCUCGGAGGCAUCUGUUGUGCAGUCUUAGGAAGUCAAGCGUCCCUAGAAGCAAACAGGUGUGUCUCUGUGCAUAAUUAAGUACAACACAAUUCACCGAAAGUUCGGGUAUAAAGAGAUGGCGUAGAAGCUGUGCCAGGCUGUCUACCCAGCGUCUCAAGCUCUAAGCUCAGAUUUUUUUUUUUCUUUAAGAGAAGGUGUAUAAUUACAGGAACUUUUUUUUUUAUUAUUUUCUAUCAUUCUGUAUACAUGAUGGCAAAAGAUAUGCCUCGAAAAGGUCUGUUUUGAAAAAUUGUCUCUCUUAGGCCUUGUCUUCAGUUGGCAAAAGCUUCCUGUUUUGUUUCCAUCUUCUCUUUUUCUUUUUUAAUUAAAGAUAGGGAAGUAAAUUAUCUCAUAUAGUAGGGGGGGGUUAGCUCCCUCCUGUUCAGAGGGAGCUUUUGUGUGAAUUGUUUGGUCGUUGGAAUAACCCCUUCUCCAUUUUAGGAGUUUGGCUUAACAAAUACAGGUGUUUUUAAAGGGGGCACAUAACUGUACAUAUUGACCGCCAAGAACUACUACUAUAGCACCAAUCAGCAAACAUGGAACCACACAAUUAUUUAAUUUUUAACUCUGUGGCCUUUUCCAAAUCCUGUUGAUGUGCUUAGGUUCAAGUUCUGAAGACACCCUUUUAUGCCCUUACUUGAAAGUUUCUAAUCUUAAGUUUUAUGAAAUGCAAUAAUAUGUGUUAGCUAGCAAUAUUUCUGUGAUGUCUGAACAAUGACAAUAGAUUGCAGCCGUAAUACAUUUCUUAAACCCCCAAGUGUAUCAUUUAUCUUCUUACUCUGGUCCUGUGUUUGCAACGAUACACACGUAUGUAUUCAGUUUCUCACUUUAUUCAUUUAUUUUUCUAUGAUCAGUAAUAAAUAUAUUAGUACAUGGAAUUAAUGCCAUCAGCUAUCCCUAGGAACAGCACUUAACAGGUGGGGAAUUUUUUUUCAAGUUCUACACGUGCAUAAAUUAUUUCUAUUAUUAUUCACGUGUCUUAUUUAUUUUGGAAUCACACUAGUCCUGUGAAGUGCAACUGAAGGCAGAAAGUAUUAGGACUUGCAUUUAGCUUCACUGUCAUAGUCUAUAUGAGCUAAGAAAGUAAAAAUUAGACUAAGCCCCCAAAUAGGCUGCAUGCAUUUUUAACAUGAUUAGUAGAUUUAAGUUUAUAGGUAGAGGUUUUUGUGGGUUUUUUUAGUGUCUUAAGUAUUUUAUCAUUAUGUAAAGGAAUUAGAGAAAAGGAUUUUGUAGUCAUUUGGUCAAAUAUGCUAUAGAUAGUGCAAAAAUAUAGCAAAAAUAAAAGCUAAAGGUAGAAAAGCAUCUUAGAUACUGCUGUGAUCUAGGAAAUGUGCCAGAUGGCCAUAAGAGUAGAAGCCUGGCAGAGACAGGUGCCUGGGCCAUGCCCCCAGGCAAUCUAAUGCCCUUGUAGGUGUCUCGUGUGGUCAUGGGAACAGGUAGUACUGUUGAGAGGAGAACAUAGGAGGGUUUUUCUGUAGAUUCUGAACUGUCAGUUUGUGCCUGAGGCUUCCAGAAUGUGUCAGAUGGAGAGGUCCAAGUUUCCCUGCAUCAGGCAACUUGGCUGUGUACAGAAGCAACCCAGCAUGGUAAUAAAAACCAGGUGUUGCAUAUAUAAUCAUCAGUAAAGGGAUUUUAACAACCAAUGAUUCCCAACACCUCAAAAGCUUUGUGUUUCUGGUAUUUUAGGUUAUGACCUGAAGGUUAAAAGGCAAGUGUUUGGUAUAGAAAAGCAGUAUGUGUUAAGAAAGGCACAACAUCAGUUCCCAUAGAGAACAGAAUAGAACUAAACCAUUUUGUAGGAUUAUCAUUUCUGAGAUGUGUGAAAGUAUGUUUUCACUAUAAUAUGAAUUAGUGUUUCUGCAUUCCUAUAAGGCCUAGUCCAAACUUCGUCUAGGUUUUGGCAAGGCUGUCACACACUCUCAGCUUUUUAUUUUCUGACUUAUCAUAGAAAAUAAUUUAAAAGUUAAAAAAAAAAUUGGGAGGACGUUUGACAUGUUGGUUUCUGUGUUUGAAAUCACAGUUCUAGAAACGCAGAGAUUAUGCGUGUCAGAUGCUCAUCUAGGCCCUGUGAACUAGGCCAGGGUAAAGAACACCCCCUCACUGCUACAUCCCUCUCUCUUCUUCCCUUCCACUAAGAUGUUCCCUGCAACCAUCCUGGACUGUUCCUAUGGUGCUCUCCAUACACCUUUGCCAGUCUGUGUGGCAUCAGGGACAUGGGGCCUUAGGCACCACUGGUGUGCCUGCAUGGUCCUGGCCACCAGCCCCACCUGACCUUUGGCUGCUCACAGUCAUCAGAAUAGUUCCUGAUACUGGGCACAGAAUGUGUUCAUAACAUCAGUCAGAAAUUGUGUGCAUUUUGAUUUUUAAGCCAAGUCAUCGUACAGAGCAUUUAGUUUGGGCUGUGGUACCAAGAGAAAAACUAGCCAAGAAGAAAAGCCACAUUCCAGGCUGCUGUCUUUCAUUCAUCUACAGGCUAUACUUUGACUGUAUUUCUUCAUACUUGAAAUUCAUUCUGCUAUUUAAUAUCAGGGUACAGACUUCUAAGGGUGCAUGUUCCUUCGAGGUGCGUAAUUACUCUCAUUCCGUUUGCUCAUAUUGCUACAGAAUGCUCUGUUUUGGUGCUUUGGGUUCAUCAGGUCAAGGCAGCACUAUGGAAAUUCAUUGCCUGUAACGGAUGACUUGGCGUUAGGUGUUACUUCUGCUCUUUUCUCUGUACGUAAGAUUGAGAGUUACCACACUGGCCUGUCAAGUCUGCCUGGAUAUCCUUCCUUUUGGGUUUAUAAACCCCGUGCUCUCCCCAGGGUGGGUGCAGCUCAUUGCUCUGAAAGCAGAGACCUUCCUUCCUAUCUGGAAUAUUUAGCCUUUAAGGAAGAUUGACCUUGGGCGUCGACAGCAACAGAAUGGAAAGAUCCAUCUCACUCUUGACGCCAUCCAUUGAGCACCCCUCCAGUUAACCAUCCCUCCAUCCCAUACAGAAAGCCCUCCGGAGAUGCAAUAAAAGAAACAAAAUCUAUCUCUGGGCUUUCCCUCCUCAGAGCUCCCUGAGCUGAGUGUUCUCGCUUCUUUUUCUUGAGGCAGAUGAAAAUACAGGUCAAUGUAUCUAGACCCUUGCCAUCUGCAAAGGAGAAUAGAAAAGCAGGUGUUUGUGUCACAUAAAAUAUGUCAUUGAAGGCCCACCAAAACUUCCAUUAAAUACCCCAUCACUAGAAAAAGUAGUUCCAGUAAGGGGUGCUUUAUGACAUGGAGUUUCUGAGGUCACGAGUAGCCAUGCUUGCAUGCACCUUACCCUCAGACUUCUUGGAGAGGAAGAACUGUGGUGGUGAUCCUGUUGCAAUGGCAAAGAUAACAUGUUUGACAAUUCAGAGGGUUACAAUCCAUAAUCCUUUGGAAACUGGAUGUCUUAUUGGGUGCUAGGUUGCAAAAUUAGGUAUUUAUUGUCAGAUCAUGGAAUUCAUUGUUUUUUUCAAAAUUGGUGUUAACAUGUCACUGUUGAUGUUCACUUAUGCAAAGCUAAAAUGAAGCAAAAAGAAAAUGGUUUGUAUAUUUGUCAUACCUUUUGUAUUACAGUAAAAAUAUUCGUAGCAAAUAAAAAUAAUAAAACCAGCAUUUUAAAACUG
Tupaia belangeri chinensis (Chinese tree shrew) is the source of this 11228-nucleotide messenger RNA. RefSeq names its product cyclin dependent kinase 6 (gene CDK6). The transcript is spliced from 7 exons. The record is from RefSeq and is a predicted model, not a curated record. Gene Ontology annotation, cellular component: cytoplasm; nucleus; cyclin-dependent protein kinase holoenzyme complex. Gene Ontology annotation, molecular function: ATP binding; cyclin binding; cyclin-dependent protein serine/threonine kinase activity. The coding region runs from base 162 to 1142 and encodes 326 amino acids. NCBI's taxonomy places the organism in Eukaryota, Metazoa, Chordata, Mammalia, Scandentia, Tupaiidae. Gene Ontology annotation, biological process: G1/S transition of mitotic cell cycle; cell dedifferentiation; regulation of G2/M transition of mitotic cell cycle.